UGUAUUCGGCAGCGAUUGAGAAUAUUUUUUCACAUAAAGGAUCUGAUAUUUCUUAGUAAACACUAUACGGGAUAACAUAAAGAACAAUAUGGUUAUAAUUGGGCCUGUAAAUUUGCUUGAAGUUGGCUUAUCCUAUACAGGCGGAAACGUAAAAUUAAAGAUUGGUGAGAAAAUUAUUGGAACUGGGACAUUAAGCAUCAGUCAAAGUUCACUCGCAUGGCAGCCAGAUCAUUUAGAAGACGGUAUAUCAUUUCUUUGGAAACAAAUCAGUGUCCAUGGCAUUUCAUCUGCCACACCGGCAAAAUGCAUUUAUUUCAUGUUGGAUCAUCAAUUAACAUGGCCUGGUGUUUAUGAAGUAACAGCUGCCUCGCCGUAUAUAAAUAUACAAAAUGGUGUCGAAGAUGAAGGUAAUGCCACCGAUGAAGAGGAAAAUGACGAUGAAAUUUUUCAAGAUGCUGAAGAGGAACAAAUAACGGAAUGUUGGUUAAUACCAGAGGACGUUAACACGGUAGAUACCAUCUUUCAGGCAAUGACUGAAUGCCAAGCAUUACAUCCAGAUUCAGCUGAUAGUGUUUCUGAAGAAAGCGAUUAUAUGGAUGAUGAAGGUCUCGUUGAGGCCGAAGAGCUGGUUUUCGGCGAAGUACCCGAAAUCGGUGCUGGUGGUGAAUCUGACACAAUCGAAGCUCAAGGUGGUAUUAAGAAUCUCAAUUUAAAUGAUGAUCAACGCUUCGCCGAUGCUGACGAGUGAGAAGACGUAUGAAGGUUUUGAAAAAAGAAGAUAGAGGGUAAAAGACCACAACAAAAAGUGUAUUACUUUUAAAACCAAUUUUUGCAUUUGAUGUCUAUCUAAAUGACUACAAUUCCACAAAUAAUUUUUAAUAUAUAUAUGGCCCUAUAUAUAUAUAUAUAUAUAUAUAUGUAUAUGUAUAUAUAUAUACAUUAUAUUAUUAAUUCUAUACAUGAAAAUGAAAAUGAAUAAUUUUAUUCUAGUUAAGUCGAUGAGGC
Glossina fuscipes is the source of this 1005-nucleotide messenger RNA. RefSeq names its product methylosome subunit pICln (gene icln). NCBI's taxonomy places the organism in Eukaryota, Metazoa, Arthropoda, Insecta, Diptera, Glossinidae. The transcript is spliced from 2 exons. Gene Ontology annotation, biological process: mRNA cis splicing, via spliceosome. Gene Ontology annotation, cellular component: cytosol; spliceosomal complex. The record is from RefSeq and is a predicted model, not a curated record. Bases 89 to 748 code for a protein of 219 amino acids.